This is a messenger RNA of Rattus rattus (black rat), 1806 nucleotides long. RefSeq names its product solute carrier family 35 member E3 (gene Slc35e3). Gene Ontology annotation, molecular function: nucleotide-sugar transmembrane transporter activity; antiporter activity. NCBI's taxonomy places the organism in Eukaryota, Metazoa, Chordata, Mammalia, Rodentia, Muridae. The transcript has 5 exons. The coding region runs from base 222 to 1166 and encodes 314 amino acids. Gene Ontology annotation, cellular component: Golgi apparatus. The record is from RefSeq and is a predicted model, not a curated record.
GCAGCCGUGGACUGGCUCUGAGGGCGGCGGCCUCUUACCUCGCGGCGCUGCAGGCUUGGACCCGGCUGGCGCAUGCCUGUCUCCGGCCGGACUGUGAGGCGGGAGGCUGCGGGCGCGCAGCGGCGGAGAGCCGGGGUAGCCGGAGAGCAGCCGGGAGCCCCACGGGGAGGCUGGACAACCCGGGCUCGGCCGAGGGCGCUGCCCCGCAGCCGUCGGGCAUUAUGGCAUCGCUGGCCGACCGGGUCCGGGGCAACGGGCGCAUCGCCGCCGGGCUCCUGUUCAACCUGCUGGUGUCCAUCUGCAUCGUGUUCCUUAACAAAUGGAUCUAUGUACACCACGGCUUCCCCAACAUGAGCCUGACCCUCGUGCACUUCGUGGUCACCUGGCUGGGCUUGUACGUCUGCCAGAAACUGGACAUCUUUGCCCCCAAGAGUCUGCCGCUCUCCAAGCUCCUCCUCCUGGCCCUCAGCUUCUGUGGCUUUGUGGUCUUCACCAACCUUUCUCUGCAGAACAACACCAUAGGCACCUAUCAGCUGGCCAAGGCCAUGACGACGCCGGUGAUCAUAGCCAUCCAGACCUUCUGGUACCAGAAACGAUUCUCCAUCAGAAUACAGCUCACGCUGAUUCCUAUUACUGUAGGUGUAAUCCUAAAUUCUUAUUACGAUGUGAAGUUUCAUUCCCUUGGAAUGGUGUUUGCCGCUCUUGGUGUGGUAGUCACAUCCCUUUAUCAAGUGGUUGUGGGUCGGAGCAAGCAGCAUGAACUGCAGGUGAACUCCAUGCAGCUGCUUUACUACCAGGCCCCCAUGUCUUCGGCCAUGCUGCUUGUGGCCGUGCCCUGCUUUGAGCCCGUGUUUGCAGAGGGAGGAAUAUUUGGUCCCUGGUCAGUUUCUGCUUUGCUCAUGGUGCUGCUGUCUGGAGUAAUCGCUUUCAUGGUGAACUUAUCGAUUUACUGGAUCAUUGGCAACACGUCACCAGUCACCUACAACAUGUUCGGACACUUCAAGUUCUGCAUCACCCUGUGCGGAGGAUACAUCUUAUUUAAAGAUCCACUGUCGGUAAACCAAGGGCUCGGCAUCCUGUGCACAUUGUUUGGUAUCCUCGCCUAUACCCACUUUAAACUCAGCGAACAGGAAGGCAGUAAGAGUAAGCUGGUCCAGCGGCCCUGAGCUUUGGCGGAGAAGAGAAAAUGGCACCAAAAGGAGGAGAAACAGCAGUGCGUGGAAAGCUCCCUGCAGAAUUCAGUCAUUGAUGUACAAGAAGUAUUUUCUUCACAGAUAAUGAGUUUUUAGUACCUUUUAUAGAUUUAACUUUUUUUUAAAACCAAAAUGGUUCAGGCUUAUCUUUAAAGGCUUUAUGAACCUGGAGCUGACACUCAGUGGUCGAGUGUUUGCCUCACACGCAUGAGACCCUGGCCUCAAACCCCAGCACCGUCAAGGAAAUGCUCAAGUACAGGAAAGCUCGGUUCCCCUGGAAUGACUUGGACGCUCCUGUGCUGCAGCUGUGCUGUGGCAGUCGGUGUCCGUGACCUCCCGGGGAAGGGCACGCCAAACUACCGCUGCCUCACCCAUGCCUUCCCAUCGGGAAGUUCUUCGUCCUUCAGACAGGGUAGUGGUCAUAGUUGUUUUGAGACUGGAUCUCACUGUGUCGCCCUGACUGGUCUGGAAUUCCCUACACAGACCAAACUGGCUUUUAACUCUACCACUACGUCUAGCCUCUAGCUUCUUUAUUAUUUCAGCCUAGAACUGAAAUAUUUAUAGAAAGCAAGCUGUCAUGGACAUGAUCAUAAAACAAGCUAUGACUCUGAAA